CGCCCGCCCGGGCUAGCGCAGCAGCUCGGGGAGGGUCGGCAGCGAUGGCACCCCCGUGCCCGCGCCCCGCCCGCCCCUGAGGGUGGCUGCUGCCGCCGGGAUGUUCAGCUGGCAUCGGAGCUUCACCCUGGAAGCGCCCUGGAGAGCAGGUAAGAAGAGCCCACCGGCUGAGGACAAAGUCGUGUUAACACACAUGAAGAUACUGAGCAAUGAAGGAAUUCAAAACCCAGGGUUAAUCCCAGAGGCUCCAGCUGACACAGCCUGCACACAAGAGUCCCAACUUCCCGGUGCCAGUCUCCCACCAGGCUGCCUGGCAAGUCCAGAUGCAGCAGCCACAGCAGCAGGUCCAGACUAUGUGGAUGGCCCUGCAAGCACCGACUAUGUAGCCACCCUGCCUGACCUCAGUGCCUUCGAGUCCAAGUGCCGGCUUCACAGACUCUCCAAAUUUGAAUCUGAGGACUCGGGGGUUGAGUUGCCAAGCGGUGCUAAUUCUCCAUCAACGCCGACGGGCUCAGAGAAGAGCUUUGUGCUUCACAGCAGAGACUCAUUUUGUGACUCGGGUGUGCUUAGCACCUCUUCUUCUCCAGAAAUUGACCAUCAGUUAAUGAGAACGUGUAAAGAACGUGCCAGAAAAGUUAGCGUCCAAGAUCCAGAGAGCAAAAAGCAAACUGAUUACUACAGCCAGGAGGCAGAUGCUGUGCAGGAUCCUACAGCUUCCCUUGAAGAUUUCGAUGUCCCCCAGGAAGAAAGUCCUGAUGAACAUUUUGACCAGGGUGACAAGCAGUCUCCAGAAAAGGAACCUACCCCAGAGAUGGACCUUUCCAGGGAAAGCACUCUUUCUACCGCAGGUCCCAUAGAAGAGCCAAAUUCAGUUGCUGACAAUUUCCCAGAGAAUUUUGGCAGCGUGCAAGACCUUCAGAUCCAUGAACAUCAGCUGAAGAAGUAUCCCACAAGUGACAGCCUGGAUGAAUACAUGGAUGAAUGCUGUAGGCUGAGUGAGGUGAACCAAAGUAACAGCAAAGCCCUGGGAUCUGGUCUGGGAUACCUAGAACACAUCUGCCAACUGAUUGAGAAGAUUGGGCAGCUUCAGGAGCACAACCUGCGUCUCCAAAAACAAGUGUGCAGCUUGCAGAAGGAGCAGAAGAUGAGUCAGAUAAAAGAGGAAUAUCUUCUACAGCAUUGCUCCUGUGGAGCUGCCAGUAUCUUCCUUAACUCAUAUCAAGACAUGAAAACAAAUUUUGCUGGGAGGAGCAGACCUCACAGCCUCUUGGUUCAGACUGGAAACCCUUCUGAUCUUUCCAUCAUCCCAGAAAUAGGAGCAAACACUGAGAAGCUGAGCAGCUGCAAUGGAAGUGAGAGAUACCUGGAAUCAGGAAAGAGCCAGCCAAUGGUGGGGCUCAGGAAGUCAUCAAACAAUAGGAACAACAAGGAGAAUGAGUUCAGAGAAGUUGGGACUGUGGCUGAGGGACAGGCUUUUCUGUCAAAGGAUUCUGCAGUAAGAAAGGCUCUGGACAUCAGCAAGAACACCUCGGGUGAGAGCCAUGCUUGGAGGAGAAUGAGAGAUCUUAUGAGGAAGACACGAUUGACAAACCAGAGCAAGCUGGGGCUGUCCUCUGCUGCUCUGAAGAGGUCCUGCCCACAGUUGUAUAGGCCAGAUAUUAUGUCUUCAGAGCUGAGGAAAACUGAGAGGAACUCCAUGAUUGUUCUGGGACAAAAUACAAAGAACGAAAACGUAUGGCCUUUCUGAUAAUCUGAGUCAAAUGGAGCAAGCUGAAAAAGUCAAGGCAAGAAUACCAAAGGAUACAAAAUCAAGAAUCCCAGGGUUACUCUGCGCAAUCUACAUUCUACAAUUGUCAACAGAGCAAUUCUGAAUUGAGUGUUGGAAGGGAAAGAGGGAAGGGGGAUGUUGAGAAGGGUUUGUGGGCAGAUACAUGCUCAGCUAUGUAUGGCUUCGCUCCUAAAUCUGAAGUGUACUUUAAAAAGUCAAGCCACAGAUGAAAAUUGCUGUUAGCAUCUUGGCAACACAAGCAACAGGGACUUGUAACAUUUGGAAAUUCUUCCUCUUCUCUGGGCUGGGAACAGAAUUACCUGAAACACUGAAGCCUUGAAACUACCAUUACUUUCUGGAGACUUCUCCAACUGAAAUAAAUAUUAGCUUCAUGGCACAUAGCAUCAUCUAGAGGAGUGCCAGAGACUCAUUGCCCAGGGCAGAUGUGGCUCUUGAAAGGACAGCCUCCUCCCUCUGGGGAACCUGAGUUGCAGUCUCUGUCCCCAGCACAGUUCUUCCCUUCAGACCAGCCUAUGGCCAGGUGUGCCAUUUCACUGAAAUCCAACAGGAAAACAAAGUAUGUAAAACUAGGGUCAUUCCUGAAUCCACUAUUAGCGUCCCAUCCUGUGGGCCUGCUCCUUCUGCAGAGGCCCCUGGACUCUGGUGCUACCCUGCACAGAAGUUGGCAUUGUAGAUUCUCAUUGUAAACAAUCUUUUUAUUUUUCUAAUUUUUUUUUCCUUUUUUUUUUUCUUUUCUUGUUUUGAUGGGGGACAGGACACCAGGCUUGAAUUCCUGCUUUUAAGUUCCAUUGAAGUGCUCUGUCUGUGCAGGUGGGGGCCUGAGGCUGUAGGUGGGGCAGUACUUUACAGCUCCACCUUGCUCUCUCUAUUGGGAAGAGUUGAGGAGAGCGAGGCUGCAAGGGAAAGUAAUUCAAAGACAUCCUUUAUAAACAGGUGCUCUUUUGGGAUACACUAACAACUGCGUAACACUAUGACUGUGUGUAGUGGCUGCCUUAUUGCCACAUGUCCACUGCUUCCUGACUCAGGGAACAGGCAGUGCAUGCUUCUGAAAGUCCCGUGAUUGCAGAGGUCUCUGCACACUAGCUCCUAUUGGUACUGGCAAAAUAAUUAAUACACAUGGAGUAAAGAUUUAAGUGAACUAGCAUUGCUUCAUGAUAAAGGAUUGUUCUACCCCAUAAAUUAUAAUAUAAUUACAUGUCAAGUAAUUGCUGUUUAAAAAUCCCUCCCUAAUCCCAACUUGCCUGAGAACCAAGAUUUGACAAGCUGGCAGGAAUGAUAAGUUUCAGCAAGCUUAGUCUUUCAAUAACAGAUGCUUUUCCCUUGCUCAUCCACAUCAGCUGGAGCCAUUGGAGUCCUCCAAACCAGAGCAGGAUCUUUUCUGGAUUCAGAGCAUCUCAGCCAGGCCAUUCCCAGGCCAGUAGAGUUUGCAGGGAUGAGUGAGGGCAGGGUUCAAGUAUGCAGAAGGAUUGCUACUGUUGUUACUUAGCAUCUCAAAAAAAAACCCCACAAGCACAAUCACCAAACCCCACAACCCAAACCCCCAUAAAAAAGUGAAAAAAAGGCUGUGCUGACUGAAGGUUAGCACCCUAAAGUAGGUGCUGUGUUUAAUUUUUCAGUUGUAGCUGCUGGUGCAGGACUUGCUUAUUCACUCUAUAUCUUGCUAGCUUCAUCCAAAGCUAGAAAGAUUUAUGACUUGAUUAUUCUGUGAAUAUUCCAUAUAUCUCCAUAAAUACAGGGGGCAAAAAUCCUGCAUUCACUUACAUCCUCCAUUAUCCCUCCAGCUUUUUUACAGACUAUACAUAAUGUGAAUCAGUGCAAACUGAAUUUAAAGUGUUUUAAGACAUAGCAUCAUGAACAGGUAUUUUCUACAACCCUCUCUAUUCAUGGUAUAAGCUUGUUGAAUGUUUUGUGUUUGGGUUUUUUUUGUAUUUUUUUAACUAAAACUAGCACUCUUCUUUAUUAUAGCAUUAUAUUAAAUAUGUUCAUGUAUUUUUCAGAAAUAAAUGUAUUUAUAAUGUAUAAUAUACUGUAUAGUUCUGCACUCCAGGAUCCAUUGUAAUCCAAGCAUAAGAAAUUUAAUAAAAGCAUCACUAUUAUGAUAA
Messenger RNA from Pseudopodoces humilis (Tibetan ground-tit), 3891 nucleotides. RefSeq lists its product as uncharacterized. The record is from RefSeq and is a predicted model, not a curated record. NCBI's taxonomy places the organism in Eukaryota, Metazoa, Chordata, Aves, Passeriformes, Paridae.